Messenger RNA from Helobdella robusta, 360 nucleotides. RefSeq lists its product as hypothetical. The coding region runs from base 1 to 360 and encodes 119 amino acids. The transcript is spliced from 2 exons. The record is from RefSeq and is a predicted model, not a curated record. Lineage: Eukaryota; Metazoa; Annelida; Clitellata; Rhynchobdellida; Glossiphoniidae.
AUGAAAAUAUGUCCAAAUGUAUUUGAAGGGAUUAAUUGCAGAGUAUGUUAUGCUAUGAGUGAUGCUUCAAACGAUCCUUGCUUCCAGCCAAACAAUUCUGCAUCGCAACAAUGCGACUCUGGAAAAACUUUUUGCUACAUCGACUUAAGAAACAAUGCGGCUGGUAAAAAAAUAGUGCGAGGCUGUUCAGAUGCAGCUUUCAAUAAGUUUGCUCCAGUCGAAGAAAAUAGCAUCUACGCCGCUAUAAAGUCCUGCACUUCUGAUGGCUGCAACGCUGGAGCGGUGAGAGAAUAUUUUCAGGAUAUCGAAAUUGCGAGUGGUUUGUCAAGGAAUGAGUUGGACAACAAGCUUCUAAACUAA